AUGGGCUUCCCUGAGCGUCUUGGAGACGUGACACCCGAGGUGGUAAUGCAAGCUCAGAUUGAGAUGAGGCGAAAAAUAGAGGACCUCGUGGACAGAACCAAGAUCCAGAAGGGCGAGGUCGAUGUUCUCAUUGUUGGCGGGGGAGCUCCUAUAAUUCGGACCGAUGAACCUCUUUCCGGCGUACGCAUGGUGCGAACUGUCAAGGGUGGUGAAGUCGCCAAUGCCGUUGGUGCUGCUGUAUCACGAGUUUCCGGGGUGAUCGAUACUGUCAUCGAUACAUCCAACCGAACGGUCAAGGAUGCACAGGAGGAGGUAUCCGAACUUGCGACCAAAAAAGCGAUCUCAAAUGGCGCCAGACCUGAUACUAUUCAAAUUGCAGAGGUAACCAUAUUGCCGAUCCAGUAUGUAGAGGCAAAAGCACGAAUUGUGAUCAGAGCGGUCGGAGAGCUAGACGUGGUCUUGCAGCAGGAGUCAUCUGGAAAUUCUAUUGAGAUUCCUUCUUUCGAAGAUGAUCCAUCAAGUCAUCGACAGCACUGUGGCCAGGAAUUUGCCUCGGACAAAGAAGUCGACAUCCGGGCAUAUAGGCCAGAAGUAAGAGAUAGACAGUGGAUCAUUUCUCCAACCGAUCUCUCAUUCAUCGCCAAUGGGUGUAAGAUUCUUGGAUGCGGUGGUGGUGGAGACCCAUAUCAAGAAUAUCUCAAAGCUAAGGCCAUUGUUCGUCAACAUCCCGGGAAAAUGAGAGUUGUCGCACCUGAACACUUUCCCGACGAGUCUCUGAUUGGAUGGACCGGCUGUAUGGGCAGCCCGGAGGUUAGCAUGGAACGACUUGAGAAUAAUGAGUGUCUUCAAGCCCACGAAGAGUUAAUGCGCGUCAUGAAAAGCCCGCCAGUUUCCGGCUUCUUGUCACUGGAAAUAGGCGGUGGUAAUGGAGUCGUUAAUCUGAGCGUGGCCGCCCAUUACGAGGUACCCUGCGUGGACGCCGAUUUCAUGGGCCGCGCAUACCCGACCACAUUUCAGAUCACCCCGAAUGUUUAUGGACCACCCAGUGGUGAUGCCCUUGUCCCGAACACCAUUGCAAGCGGCGAUGGAUCGUUUAUCACGAUGACUAGGUCCCGAACAGACGUACUAGUCGACAAAGCCCUUCGAGCGGCUUGUGUGGAGAUGGGGUGCAGAGCUGGGAGUGCCGGAGCGCCUAAAACUGCCAAAGUUGUCCAGGAGCAGGCUGUAACGAAUACCGUGUCACUUGCCUGGUGGAUUGGAAGAGCAGUAGCACUUGAGAAAAACAUUUCAGACAAAGCCCUUCGCAUAAUUGAUGAAGUCGGAGGCCCAGACAGCGCGGCAAUUAUUGCAAGAGGUAAGGUUAUUAGUGUUGAGCGAAUACUGAAGACUGGGCACACGUAUGGUGUCCUGGAAGUCGAUGGCACAACGAGGGACGGAACCAAGGCGCUCAUCAAAGUUCCUUUCAAGAACGAAAAUGCCUUUGUUGAAGCGAUAUCGGAUGGAAAAUCCAAGAUCCUGGCAUCUGUGCCGGAUCUGAUUGCUGUGAUAGAUGCAGAGACUGGGGCUGGUCUUGGAACACCAGAGUACAAGUAUGGCCUAAAAGUGGUUAUCAUCGCCAUAGCUGCUUCGCCGAGAUGGACUGACAGUAAAAGAGGAAUGGAAUUGGGAGGGCCGGGCUCAAUGGGAUUCAAAGAGGUUCAAUAUGCUCCCAUUGGCAAGUACAGCAAGCCUCGAAGUGUCAUUGAUGUUUUUGGUUGA
Molecule: messenger RNA, 1758 nt
Organism: Penicillium waksmanii
Lineage: Eukaryota; Fungi; Ascomycota; Eurotiomycetes; Eurotiales; Aspergillaceae
Product: DUF917 domain-containing protein
Exons: 1
Coding region: 1-1758 (585 amino acids)
Biological process (GO): glutathione metabolic process
Cellular component (GO): cytosol
Molecular function (GO): 5-oxoprolinase (ATP-hydrolyzing) activity
Source: RefSeq, a predicted model, not a curated record